Molecule: messenger RNA, 1764 nt
Organism: Uloborus diversus
Lineage: Eukaryota; Metazoa; Arthropoda; Arachnida; Araneae; Uloboridae
Product: cell division cycle protein 20 homolog
Exons: 10
Coding region: 118-1671 (517 amino acids)
Biological process (GO): anaphase-promoting complex-dependent catabolic process; positive regulation of ubiquitin protein ligase activity; positive regulation of anaphase-promoting complex-dependent catabolic process
Cellular component (GO): anaphase-promoting complex
Molecular function (GO): protein binding; anaphase-promoting complex binding; ubiquitin ligase activator activity
Source: RefSeq, a predicted model, not a curated record
GCCAAUAUUUAAAAUUUCUUGCUUUGCUGCUUUAGUAACAUGCAAAAGAAAUACUUAUUGGUUCUCAAAAUAAAUUCAACUUGAAUGUAAUUAAUCUGAAAAUUUUUGAGUACCACUAUGGCUAACUUCAAUCUAGAAAAUGAACUUAGUAAAGCUUUAAGUUUAGACGUUCCUUUAAGCAAAGGACCAAUUCCAAGAUGGCAAAGAAAGGCUAUGGAAAAAUCUCCUGAUUUAUCCAUGAGCUCCUGUGGUAAUAAUUCAACUUUGAUGAACUUAUCAGUGAAUAAGAGUGUCUCAAAGCCUAAUGCUAGUCCCAAAAAAGAUGACUGGGUAAAGAGGCUAACUCCUGGAAGAAAUAACAGUACUUCAAAAAGCCCUUUACAUCCCCAAGGAGACAGAUUUAUUCCCAACAGAAGUGCUAUGCAAUUCGAAUUAGGACAUUACAUGUUAUCUAAAAAUGGUGGAGAAGGAGAAGAAAACUUGAGUCCAAAGUCAUCUCACUAUAAAAAGACGAUGAGCGAAAAUCUCAAUGGAGAUAUUUCAAACUUCCGAAUUCUUGCAUAUCAAAAUAAAGCUCCACAAGCUCCAACAGGUCAUGCUAAUGGGUUGAAAGUCCUGUAUAGUUCUUCGAAAAACCCUGGUUCAACAAAGAAAGCCACCCGCCAUAUACCUCAGACUCCUGAUAGAAUCCUUGAUGCUCCAGAAAUAUUGGAUGAUUAUUAUUUAAACUUGAUUGACUGGAGUUCCCUUAACAUACUAGCAGUUGCUUUAUGUGGAACAGUAUUUUUAUGGAAUGCGAGCUCGGGUGAAAUACAGCAACUUUUAGACAUGCCAUCUCAAGAUGAGUAUGUUUCCUCAGUUUCUUGGUUACCAGAGGGUAAUAUUCUUGCUAUCGGAACAAGUUCUGCUGAAGUGCAAUUGUGGGAUGUUUCUGCAGAAAAGAAAAUUAGAACAAUGAAGAGUCAUACUUCAAGAGUACCAUCUUUGUCAUGGAAUACUUAUAUCCUAUCAAGUGGUAGCAGAAUUGGCACAAUUCACCAUCAUGAUGUAAGAGUUGCAGAACAUCACGUUGGAACACUCGAGAAUCAUUCUCAAGAGGUGUGCGGACUUCGAUGGUCUUUAGAUGGACGAUAUUUGGCUUCAGGAGGAAAUGACAACUUGGUUAACGUAUGGCAGUCAGAAAUAGGAUUAGGACAAACCGAAGCAGCACCUCUACACACAUUCAAUGAGCAUCAAGCUGCUGUGAAAGCUUUAGCUUGGUGCCCUUGGCAACCUAAUAUUUUAGCAUCUGGGGGAGGAACAGCUGAUCGACAUAUAAGGUUUUGGAACUGCAAUCUGGGUUCUUGCUUGAACUCAAUUGAUGCAAAAUCCCAGGUAUGCUCCAUAUUAUGGUCUAAAGAAUAUAAGGAAAUUAUUUCUGGUCAUGGUUUUGCUAACAAUGAAUUAAUUAUCUGGAAAUAUCCUUCAAUGACUAAAGUUUGUGAAUUAAUUGGUCAUAAAUCAAGAGUUCUAAAUCUUGCCAUGAGCCCAGAUGGAGCAACAGUAGUAUCUGCUGGGGCAGAUGAAACAUUACGAUUAUGGAACUGUUUUGCUUAUGAUCCUAAGAAGAAAAAGGUUUCCUCAGAGAUAACUUCGCAUCGAAGUGACAUAAUGAGAAGUAGAAUUCGCUGAAUGUCUAGAUUUUUUUUUCUUGUACAAAUAUUUGUAAUGUGAUGUCAAUGUAAAUCAUGUUGUGAGAAUGAUGACUUUUAAUUUUUACCUUAU